This is a messenger RNA of Haemonchus placei, 1389 nucleotides long. The record is from the annotation of a GenBank genome assembly. Lineage: Eukaryota; Metazoa; Nematoda; Chromadorea; Rhabditida; Trichostrongylidae.
AUGUAUUGGGAUCGUGGAUAGAAGAUUCAAGUGAUAUGGUUGGGACUCGGUCGGGAAAGAGGACGUCAAAAGGUACACGCGCCAUGGAUGAUGGAAGGCAGGUCGUGUGCAUCUCCUGAAGACUGUUCUUCUGCCAAUAGUACAGUUUACGAUUUGCCGCUAGACUCUUCAGACGAUAGCAACUGCAGAGAUCCGACGGAACUGCGAAGGACAGAGCAGCAUAUCCGCAGAGACAAAGACCUGCAGCAGUCCUCAUCUUCACCACUUAAGGUUCAACGUUUACGGCGUAAAACUCAAUCAUUCACUUUUUCUACGGCGUGCUCUUCAAAAACAUCGGACAGGAGGCGAUCGAAACGAUUCCGGACAGAAUCUGACGGCGCUCUCAAUCUACGGGAGGCCCUUAGGUUGCCGAUAGCUACAGCAUCGAAUGUAGCGAAUCAGGAGAUGGCUGAUGCGCCCUCUGAAAAUCUCAUUGCAUCUCCAGAUAGGCUCCAACCAAGUCACAGCAGUGGAGUGAACAUGUCCCCCACCCAUGCAGAUAGUUUGAACGAUGUUCUAUUGAGCUCAGCACCUGCGAAGACUACUGAAGCAUCACGAAUAACAAAAAGAUUAGGUGAAGAAGACGCUGAAAGCAAUCUUGCACUUGAAUGUUCGUCACGUGGUAAUUCCCCUCAGGUUCCCGAGACGGAUUCGAGAAAUUCACAGCGGACGCCAUCCAAGACCAGCAAAGAUCCUGCUUCUGACAGUGCAGCAGCAUCCAAUGACCCACCUGCUUCUCCGAAGAAAUCGCCCCAAAGCGCCCGAAGUGUGCGAUUCGGCAGUGAGUCUCUCAACGCUGUCCAUAUAAUUCCAUCCGUUGCUACCACAUUGCCAUUUGCUGAGCAGAUGGCAAAAGAACGGGAGGUUGAGGCAUUGGAAGCAUCACUCCAUCAACCACCGAACGAAAGUGAAGUGAAUUGCGAAUACCCCGAAAAUGAGGUACCCAAAUGCAAUAAAGUCAUCAUUGGUCAACGGUAUAUUGCGAUAGAUCGGGCUAGAGCCAUACCUCCACGACUGUUGCGACCGCUCAAAGUGGGAGAGACACAUGUGAUCGAACCAAACUUGCACGUGACUGUCUUGGACGCCAAUCACUGCAUAGGUUCUGCUAUGUUCUUAUUUGAAGGUGCAUCGAUCCCUGGUGGAGCAAUAUUGUGCACGGGCGACUUCCGGGCAGAUCAUCGCUUACUCUCUCGUUUCAAUAAUGAUCCCUCUUUCAUAAAACUGGCUGACACAUAUAUCUCCAAAAUUUAUUUCGACAAUACUCAUUUGGACCGCAGCGAAGGGUUCCCUGACAGAGCUGAAGCUGAAAAAAUGUUCGAGUUCUCCAUUCUCUAUUUUUACUUCUCUUAA